Glycine soja is the source of this 1905-nucleotide messenger RNA. RefSeq names its product probable glucan 1,3-beta-glucosidase A. The transcript has 8 exons. Bases 142 to 1668 code for a protein of 508 amino acids. Gene Ontology annotation, biological process: cell migration; actin filament bundle assembly; establishment or maintenance of cell polarity. The record is from RefSeq and is a predicted model, not a curated record. Gene Ontology annotation, molecular function: actin filament binding; hydrolase activity, hydrolyzing O-glycosyl compounds. Gene Ontology annotation, cellular component: cytoplasm; actin cytoskeleton. NCBI's taxonomy places the organism in Eukaryota, Viridiplantae, Streptophyta, Magnoliopsida, Fabales, Fabaceae.
UUUGUGUCAACCUCAAUAAUAUAUUAGUGAGAGCUUCUAGAUUUUGACUACACUACACUUCUUCAUUCCCUAUAUAUAUAUAUAUAUAUAUUCAUGAGCAAAAUCGUUUCAAGAUAGAGAGAUAAAGAUCACAGACAUCCAAUGACGAUGACGAGUUGUGUCAACCUCAAAAUAUGGCUUCUUAACUUUGUUAUCUUGUUUAGUAUGGUUUCCUUGUCCCAUGGAAGACUAAAUGCUCAAUUUCAAGUGAAAGCAGUUAAUCUAGGUGGUUGGCUCGUUACUGAAGGUUGGAUGAAACCGUCUCUGUUCGAUGGCAUUCCAAAUAAAGACUUCUUGGAUGGAACUGGUCUUCAGUUCAAGUCUGUGAUGACAGGGAAGUAUCUUUGUGCUGAGUCCGGAGGAGGAACAAUCCUAGUUGCAAAUUGCACAGAUGCUUCGGGUUGGGAAACAUUUAGAUUGUGGAGGAUAAACGAGGAUACUUUCAGAUUGAGGGUGUUUAACAAACAGUUUGUUGGGUUAGAUGGGAUUAACGUUGUUGCUGUUUCCAAUAUUUGCACUUAUUCUGAGACAUUUCAUAUAGUUAAGGAAAGUGACAAUUCAAGUCGAAUUCGAAUCAAAGCUUCUAAUGGAUACUUCUUGCAGGCUAAGACCCAGGAGCUGGUGACUGCAGAUGUUUCAGAGGUGAGAGAAUGGGAAGAUGAUGACCCAACCAUUUUUGUGAUGACAAUAGCUGCAAGGUUGCAAGGGGAAUUCCAAGUCACAAACGGUUAUGGGCCCACAAAAGCUCCCCAAGUUAUGAAGGAACAUUGGAGUACUUUUAUUGUGGAAAAUGAUUUUAAAUUCAUAGCCAGUAAUGGAUUAAACGCUGCCAGAAUUCCAGUAGGCUGGUGGAUAGCAAGUGAUCCAAAUCCACCCUGGCCAUAUGUGGGAGGUUCCUUGCAUGCACUAGACAAUGCCUUCUUGUGGGCACAGAAAUAUGGAUUGAAAAUCAUCAUUGAUCUUCACGCAGCACCCGGUUCACAAAAUGGCUUUCAGCAUGGUGGUUCAAGAGAUGGUUCUCAAGAAUGGGGAAAAACAAACAAAAACAUUCUCCAAACAGUUCGUGUUAUAGAAUUCCUAACUGCAAGGUAUGCGAAGAGGCCAAGCUUUUAUGCAGUUGAGCUCUUGAACGAGCCUCUCUCGCCUGGUGUGACACUAGAGAUGUUGAACAAGUAUUACAAGGCUGGCUACGAUGCUGUGAGAAGACACUCCCCCACAGCUUUUGUGGUGUUGUCAAAUAGGAUAGGACCCUCAAAGCCCAAGGAACUCUUUCCUCUUGCCAAUGGCCUUAUGCGAUCUGUGAUUGAUGUUCACUACUACAACAUCUUUGAUGAUGUAUUUGAAAACAUGUCUGCCCAACAAAACAUUGAUUUCAUCUACACCAACCGAUCAUCACAGUUGAAUAAUAUUACAACCUCAAACGGAAAUGGUCCUCUUACUUUUGUUGGUGAAUGGGUUGCUGAUUGGCGGGUUAAGAAUGCUACCAAAGAGGACUUCCAAAGAUUUGCUAAGGCCCAAUUAGAUGUUUUUGGGCGAGCUACAUUUGGGUGGGCUUAUUGGGCUCUCAAAAAUGCCAACAAGUAUUGGAAUUUGGAGUGGAUGAUCGAGAAUGGUUACGUUAAAAUUUAGAAAAUUCCAGUUUCUUCUUAGGAGCUAUAUGAUUCAAUUCUCUGCCAUAAUCUAUCCUCUGUGAUCUCUCCUUAACAAUUAUGAUUAUAGGCAUGCCAAACUUUAGAGCUUUGACUUUCUUUACCGCAGAAAGUAAAUAACAAAGUUGUAAAAUUUUCAAUUAGCGAAGAAGAUUAAAAAUAAUUUCAUAAGAAAAAAAGAAGAUUAAAAAUAAUGGAACGUAUCGUCUAUGUUAAC